Molecule: messenger RNA, 2319 nt
Organism: Tinamus guttatus (white-throated tinamou)
Lineage: Eukaryota; Metazoa; Chordata; Aves; Tinamiformes; Tinamidae
Source: RefSeq, a predicted model, not a curated record
AUGGAAACCUUGAGCAAAACGGAUGGGGCUUUCAGUGUCAGAAGAUACCCCCCUGAGGUGAUGAAACCCUGCAGUGGCCAAGAAGCGGCUCGGGAGCUGCUGCAGACCCGUGUGUGGAAGCGCUGGGUUUUGCGCGAGCAGGUCGAGCACACGCGAUUCGAGCGCGCGGGGCGGCCGGGGCUGCCGCCCGUCCUGCUGCCGCCGGGCGCUCAGGUAGGGAACGGCCGCCGGAGCAUCCCGGGCGCAGCUGUUGAGAACAACGCUGAGACAGCUGAAGAUACCAAGACAGAGGAGGCCGAAAUGGACAUGUUCCGUUACAGAGUGUUUGCCUCUUCUGGACCUGCUGCGUGGACAACACGACGAGAUGGAGAAGUCAAACUGAGGAUGGAGGAACAUGGCAUAGGCAGUGAGGAACCAAAGACGGUUCACGCGCUGCUUGACGAAGCCGUUAAAAAAUACGGCAACCGUUACGCCCUCGCGUACAAAAAGAGUGGCCGCUGGAUGAGGAUGUCCUAUAAGAGGUACUACGAGGAAUGCUGGACUGCAGCAAAAAGCUUUCUGAAGCUGGGACUAGAGCGUUUCCAUGGCGUGUGCAUCUUGGGAUUUAAUUCUGCCGAGUGGUUUAUUGCUGACAUUGGAGCCAUCCUUGCAGGUGGACUCGCUGUUGGUAUCUACACUACAAGCUCUCCAGAGGCCUGCCACUAUAUUGCUGAGAACUCCAGCGCUAACAUUAUUGUUGUGGAAAACCAUAAACAGCUGCAGAAAAUCUUAGAAAUUGAGCAUAAACUACCUCAUCUGAAAGCGAUUAUCAUGUAUGGGGAAGAGCCAAAGGAGAAAAGACCAAACCUGUAUUCUUGGGCCGAGUUCAUCAAGCUCAGUGAUCAGGUUGCAGACAGUAAUCUCUUGGAUAUCGUGGAGUCGCAGAAGCCCAACCAGUGCUGCACACUAAUAUACACCUCAGGAACGACUGGGCAGCCCAAGGGAGUGAUGCUCAGUCACGACAAUCUGACGUGGACUGCGGCAGCCGCGGGGACUUUCAUACAGCUCUCAGAGGCCCUGGACAAGCAAGAGUUGGUGGUCAGCUACCUGCCCCUCAGCCACAUCGCUGCACAGAUGAUAGAUAUUUGGCUGCCAUUAACUUUCGGUGCCCAAGUUUUCUUUGCUCAACCAGACGCAUUGAAGGGCUCUUUGGUAGACACCCUGCGGGAGGUGAGGCCAACGUCUUUUCUGGGAGUUCCUCGUGUCUGGGAGAAAAUGGAAGAAAAAAUGAAAUACGUGGGUGCAAAAUCAUCUGCACUCAAAAGGAAAGUGGCGUCGUGGGCCAAGGAAGUCGGGUUGCAGACAAAUCUGAAACAGAUGAACGGGAAUACUCAAGUCCCGGUGAACUUCCGCCUAGCCAGGCGCUUGGUUUAUAAGAGGGUGCGAAAGGCUCUUGGGCUGGAUCGGUGCACAAGGUGCUACACGGGAGCUGCUCCAAUUACCAGGGAGACCCUGGAGUUCUUUCUGAGCCUGAACAUUCCCGUGUACGAGCUGUACGGCAUGAGCGAGUGCUCCGGGCCUCACACCAUCUCUCUGCCUCACGCGUUCAAGCUGACCAGCUGUGGAAAGGAAAUUACUGGCUGCCGGACACUGAUUCAUAAGCCAGAUGCUGAGGGCAAUGGGGAGAUCUGCUUCUCUGGAAGACACGUCUUUAUGGGCUAUUUGAACAUGGACGCUAAAACCAAGGAGGCAAUUGAUAAAGAUGGCUGGCUGCACUCGGGGGACCUCGGCAAGCACGAUAAGGAUGGAUUCCUCUACAUCACAGGCAGAAUUAAAGAGCUCAUCAUCACUGCUGGAGGUGAGAACAUUCCCCCUGUUCCCAUUGAGGAUGCUGUAAAAGAGGCUGUUCCCAUCAUUAGCAACGCGAUGUUGGUUGGAGACAAAGCAAAAUUCCUUGCUAUGCUCUUGACACUAAAGUGCCAAGUGAACGAGGAAAGUGGGGAGCCGGGAGAUGAGCUCACUCCAGAAGCCAUUGAAUACUGCCAAAAGCUGGGCAGCAAGGCGACCAGAAUCUCGGAAAUCAUACGGAGCAAAGACCAAGCCGUCUACGCUGCUAUCCAGAAGGGAAUUUCAGCGGUCAACGAGCGAGCGGUCUCGAAUGCCCAGAAAGUCCAGAAGUGGGCCCUGCUGGAAAAAGACUUUUCUAUCUUUGGGGGAGAGCUUGGCCCAACCAUGAAGCUGAAGAGAGCGGUGGUGGCUCAGAAGUACAAGGAGCAAAUCGAGCGGUUCUAUACGGACGCAGAGACGCCCACCACGACAGAGACCAGUGCUCAGAAGUGA